AUUUGCAUAAGAAUCUGAAUGGUAAGAUCAACAUAGUCUCAGGCUCAAGCUUAAUUGGCACUUUGCACUAUUUCCAAAUAUGGGAUCAUGUGAGAGACCAAAAGCAGAUGACAGACUGCAUCCCAGGGAACAUUGUCAGCUGGCAAGGCAAUUACUGGAACUUCAGCGAUGGCAUUACGGGUUCCGCCCUUCACCUACCUUGUGGUGAUUGGGAAGCGACUUCUGCUGUUUCACCAACAAAAACCACAGCACCUGAUCCCACAGUUUCAGAAUUUUCAGGUCCCACAAUAAAUGUUACACCUGAUGGCACAGUUGUAGCUACUAAGGAUCCUACUGAACAAACUAUUUUUACUUCACGAUCACUUGAGAUGACAACUUCAAAAUCCCCAGCAACAGAGAUUCCUUCAACAGUUUACACUGAUGUGGUCACAACAGCACCUUUUCCUGAUCAGGCAACAGCAAAGUCCACUUGGAGUGUGCCGACUUCUCAGUAUGAUAGGACAACAUCCCAACACACCCAGACGGCACUCACCUCCAAGCCUAACCAAGACACAACCACUUCCAAACAGGAUGUAUCUGUACAACAACCUGACACUCCUCAAUUUACCAUCACAAAGCCAUCAGAGGGAUCUUCUAAAGUGACAACUACAUCUACAGAUACCAACACCAUACAGUGGCCUUCGGAGCCUUGCCCUACACAUGUUAUGCCUGUUUCAGUAACUUUCUACAACAUCCAAAUGAACUUUUCAGUGUUCUACAAACCUCUGAAGACGUUUGAUUACUAUGAUGCUAAGAAACUUUCUACAAACUGGUUUCAGAAGAUAUUCUUUAACUCUGAAUUUGUCGUUACAAACCAUAACAUCAAAUCAAACAUGCAAAUUAUCAUCCCACAAGGAGCAAUACAGACUAGAAUAAAGAAGUUGGAUGAAAAACAGGAAGUGCAAAGCUAUUCCUCAAAGUCCAUCAUCAAAGCCAUGUCCAACCUAACGGCAGAAGAACAAAAGGAGAAGCUCCAUCACCUCUUGGGCAGAUGUUAUAUGGAAGGGGAACUGUCUUUGGAGCCUGGAAAUGUCACUGUGGCUGUCUUUGCUCCAGGCACGUGCUCUAAAACUAUAACUGAGUCAAAAAGCAAGGGGAAAUUCAAGUGGCCAGAGAGGAUUCCUAUGGAGGUGGUGUAUGCAAACUGUCAGAGAAACCAAGAGCAGUCUGCCAGCAGGGCAUGUGUGAUUAAUAUCGAAAAGGGGGCAGCUUAUUGGAGAAGACCAAAUCUGACUGAAUGCCAGCUGCUCGAAGAUCUGCCAAAUAAUGUCAUGGCACUGAAGAAUGUGAUUGUCUCAGAGGAGAAUGCUGAGGAUGUUGCAGACCUCAUUUUGAAUCUGAUAAGUUCUUCUAAACCGAGUAAAGAAGAAAUUGAAGUCGUUCUGGAUAAACUUAAUGAUAUUGCCAACUGUGAAGAGAUCAGCGAGAUACUGGCGGAGAAAGCAUUAAAAAUUAUCAGCGUCUUAAUAGCCAAGGAAGUCAAUGUAGAGAACCUGCUAACAUUGGCCAGCAGCAUCUUAAAGAUAAUGGAAAAAAUAGGUUUCAAGAUGGACUUCAGUGGGAGAAAUGUGUCUGUCAUACUGCCCAGGCUGGCUUUGGCUCUGAUGCGUCCAGAUCCCAUCAGUUUCCAAGGAGUUGCUUUUGGGGUGACCUCCUACACGUUUCAGAAGGAUCCAGAGAUCGAUAUACGUGAAACUCCCUUCCAAACAGCCCUGGCUGCUGUAUAUUUGCCUGGAUCACUGAGGGAUUACUUAAGGGUUCAGUCUUUUGAUCCAAAAGACCACACAGAAAUCCAGUUCAGUUUCUUCGGCAAUUCUGCACUGUUUAAGGACAGCAGCUCUGUGGAGGAAAAGCUGAACACCUACAUUGUGGGUGCCAGCAUUCAAAAUGUUUCUGUCCAAAAGCUUCAGGAGCCUGUGAAUAUUAUUUUGCAACAUAUAGAGCAAACUAAGAAUGACACUCCAGUACGCUGUGUGUUUUGGGACUUUCUCAAGAAUAAUGGGAGAGGCGGCUGGAAUACAUCAGGGUGUGAAAUCAACUAUAGGACUACAAAUUACACAGUCUGUAACUGUAGCCACCUGACCCAUUUUGGAGUUCUUCUGGACUUAUCCCGGAGUCCAGUCAAUGCUGCCGAUGACUGGAUUUUGACACUAGUCUCCUAUGUGGGUUGUGGCAUUUCCUCCAUUUUCCUGGGAUUGGCUGUAGUGGUGUAUCUUUCCAUUGACAAUCUGCGUGGGGACUACCCCUCCAAAAUCCUCAUCAACCUCUGCUUGGCGCUGCUUAUGCUCAACCUUGUCUUUCUGGUGAAUUCGUGGCUGGCCUCGUUCCACAACCAUGGCCUCUGUAUUGCAGUUGGUGCCUUUCUCCAUUACUUCCUACUAGCAGCCUUCACCUGGAUGGGCCUGGAAGCCAUCCACAUGUACUACGCACUAGUCAAGGUCUUCAAUACUUACAUUCCCAACUACAUACUUAAAUUGUCCAUUGCUGGCUGGGGAAUACCAGCAGUUAUUGUUGCACUUGUCCUAAUUAUAGGAACAGACUUUUAUGGGACCACAAAAGACAGCCCACUCACACUUUUUUGCUGGAUUCAGAACAACACAGUCUUCUACAUUUCCGUGGUGGCUUAUUUCUGCCUGAUAUUCCUGACAAAUCUUUCCAUGUUCAUCACUGUACUUCGGCAGAUCCAUGCCAUGAAGAAUCAAGGGCGGGCUGACAGUUGGAGCCGCAGCUUUCUCCAUGACAUGAAGCGUGUAGCCAGUUUGACUUUCUUACUCGGCUUGACAUGGGGUUUCGCUUUUUUUGCAUGGGGACCAGUUAAGAUUAUUUUCUUGUACCUGUUUGCCAUAUGCAACACUCUGCAAGGGUUCUUCCUUUUCCUGUUCCACUGUCUCUUGAAGGAGAAUGUGAGAAAGCAGUGCCAAGUGCACUUCUGCUGCGGGAGGUUCAGUCUCCGCUAUUCUGACUGGAGUGGUUCUGGCACAACGUUGGGAUAUCGGCACCCAAGUAGCCCUGCUCGGAAUCCAUCAUCCCAGUCUUCACAUUCUGAUGGGACCAACUCAACAUCAAAUGGUUCAGGAUCUUUAGUAGGGGCUACUCCGAAUGUACAUGUUGAAACUGACCGAGUUCCUUGCAGGAUCGAGGGCGUUUCCUUAUCUUGGCAGCCUUCCAGGCUUUCUCGUGUGAGAAAAAUAUCGCCAAUGGAUGCUGAGCAGCUGCAUUACACUCAGAAAACCAGGCUUUGGCCUUGAAGCCCAGUUUGGAUCUUCGUGGCUUCAUGGCUGUUCAAUUCUUGUGGCUUCAUGUGCUUCCUUUCAAGAACCUGAGCUGUGAAGCUCAAAACAGUCAGUCAGAACUGAAGCUACGCAAUUAAUCAAGUUGUAGCUUCAGUAACAUCAGGGCUUC
Eublepharis macularius is the source of this 3441-nucleotide messenger RNA. It is a transcript of the gene ADGRG4, whose product is annotated as adhesion G protein-coupled receptor G4. The transcript is spliced from 23 exons. Gene Ontology annotation, cellular component: membrane. The record is from RefSeq and is a predicted model, not a curated record. Bases 108 to 3287 code for a protein of 1059 amino acids. Gene Ontology annotation, molecular function: G protein-coupled receptor activity. NCBI's taxonomy places the organism in Eukaryota, Metazoa, Chordata, Lepidosauria, Squamata, Eublepharidae. Gene Ontology annotation, biological process: cell surface receptor signaling pathway; adenylate cyclase-activating G protein-coupled receptor signaling pathway.